AUGGAUACUGUUCCCGAUCAAGCCACUAGUAUAUGCCCUCACUGUGAUCGGGCUAUUCCUGCUGCAAACAUUGAUUUGCAUUCUGUUCAUUGCUUACGGAACCUUGAAAAGUGUAAGGUUUGUGGUGAUAUGGUGCCCAAACAACAUGCUGAGGAUCAUUACUUGAACACGCAUGCGCCAGUUGCAUGUUCAUUGUGCAGUGAAACAAUGGGGCGUGAUAUUUUAGAUAUCCAUAAAGGUGAAAAAUUCCCUCAAAGGAUUGUCACCUGUGAGUUCUGCCGUUCUGGUGGUCUUAGUGUAUGCUUAGCUCAUUCUGAUGGGCAACUUGUAGGUGGAAGCAUUGCCGGACCCAUCAAACCGCGAGCACCCCAAGUGUCUCCGAUAUACAACCUUCUGUGA
Messenger RNA from Vicia faba (fava bean), 399 nucleotides. NCBI's taxonomy places the organism in Eukaryota, Viridiplantae, Streptophyta, Magnoliopsida, Fabales, Fabaceae. The record is from the annotation of a GenBank genome assembly.